Molecule: messenger RNA, 1185 nt
Organism: Rotaria sp. Silwood2
Lineage: Eukaryota; Metazoa; Rotifera; Eurotatoria; Philodinida; Philodinidae
Source: the annotation of a GenBank genome assembly
AUGGAACCCAAUGAUACUAAUGUAACUGUUUCCUUACCAAUUAAUAUUAAUAAUCAAUUCAGUACUAUCAAACAUCUUGUUAUUGAUCAUCCAUGUGCACUUAACGAACUUUUUUCAAUUAUUUCUUAUACACCACAAAUAACUCGUUUGAGUUUUAUACAUAAAGGGUAUAGUACAUUUAAAACUGAUAUGAUUUCACCAAUCAUGUUAUCAAAUUUAACACAUUUAUCUAUCUAUGGUGAUCAUCUUCAAUUUGAUAAAGUUCAAAUGUUUAUUACAAAAAUCGAUGCAAAAUUAAAAGUUUUAUCUGUUAAAAGUCUUGCUAAAGAUAUAAAUUAUCUUAAUGCGGAUUGUUGGAAGGAAUUAAUUAUGAAAAAUUUUCCUCAAUUAGAAAAAUUUCAUUUAAUAUUUUCGAUAUUUUUAGAAUCUACUCGCAAAACUCCAUUGUAUAUUAAUAAAUUAAAUACAUUCAAUUCAUUAUUUUGGAUUGAUCGACAAUGGUUAUUACAAGCUGAAAUCAGUCUUGAUAUUAUUAUUUAUUCAAUUCAUCCAUAUAAAUGGUAUGAAUAUCAGUCACAAGAUCAGAUAAUUGAUCCAUCGAAUAAAUUUUUGAAAUCGAUGCGAGUUCUUUUUACAAUUAUUCCUUAUUAUGAUGAUAUGAAGCCAUUAAAACAAAUUAUUUCUCAUAUAUCAACUGUAGCAGAUAUAUAUCAUUUGGAAAUUAAUGAAGAAAUUUUUACGGAUACAUUGAUGGAAAUAUUAGUUUUAUUACCUGAACUUGAUUCACUACAGAUUUCUUCUUUAUUAUAUUCAAAUCCAAUCUAUAUGAAUAAUAAAGAUAUUAAUGUUCUUUCUUUGUUAUCAUCUCAAAAUCAGAUUACAAAAGUUUAUCUGAAGAAAAUAACAAAAAUGGAAGAAAUUGAUUUUCUUAUUGAACUUUGUCCUCGGAUGACAUAUCUGAAAGUAGAGUUUUUACAUCAUAUCAAUAUUCAAUUGUUUGUACGAGUGAUUUUAACGAAAAUUAAUAUGAAAUUUAAUCAUCAACUUCGAUUAUUAUGUUCUUGUGUUAAGGUAGCAGAUAAUGAUAUUAUUGAAAAAUUGAACAGAAUGAUUAAUGCGGAAAAUUUGUUGACAGAUUAUACAAUUAAACGCAUAGUUGAUGAUAUUUAUCUGCAAUGGAAAUGA